AUGGCGGCCAGGGGGCUUGGCGGCGCCGCGGCGCCUGCCGCGGGCGCGGCCGGCGCAGCGGGAGCGGGCGACGGCAAAGCGGAUGCCCAAGCCGAGCAGCAGCAGCAGCAGCAGCAGCAGCAGCAGCAUGAGCAGGAAGGCACUGACGGGGCCACGCAACAGGAGGAGCAGCAGCAGCAGGAGGAGCAGCAGGAACAGCAGCAACAACAGCAACCAGACGGCGCAGACGGCGCCGGCGCCACAGCCCCGGAGGCUGCCACGAAGCCCGAGGAGCCCGCCCCGACCCCGCCCUCCCCGCAGCCCGCCGCGGCGGAGGCGGCGCCGUCACCGGCGCCGUCAGCGCCGCAGUCGCAGGCGCAGGCGCAGGCGCAGGCGGCGUCAUACCUUUUUGUGGCCCGGCUGAGCGGCCAUCUCAUCGGCUACCGGCUGCCCGAGAUGGCGGUGGUUUUCGAGGACCGCGAGUUCCUCGUGGGGCCGCAGAUCGCCGGCCCCGCGCGAGAGGGCUGGGCGCGGCGGCACGCGCAGGGGCAGCAGCAGGAGCAGCAGCAGGAGAAACAGCAGGGGCAGCAGGGCACCGCCGCGGCGGGCGGCGGCGAGGGGGGGUCGGGCAUGGAGGUGGACGGGCGGAUUGGGGAGGAGAACCCGGGUGAACAGCAGCAGCGGCAGCAGCAGCAGCGGCGGCAGCAAGAGGCGGAAGCCGGAGGGGCAGAUGGAGAUGGGGGAGACGAGGACGACGAGGAUCUGGAGCUCGACGCGACGCCGAUUGCAGAGCUGCGGCUAGAGGCAUUCUUGGAGCCUUCCGGCCCGGCGGGCGGCGUGGCGGGGUGCGAGGCGCCGGUGCUAUUGGCCCUGCGCGACGACGGCGGGCUUAUGGCGUACCAGCCCGUGCACCUGUCUUGCACCAAAGACAGCGCCCGGAGGAUUGGAAAAUAG
Monoraphidium neglectum is the source of this 933-nucleotide messenger RNA. RefSeq lists its product as hypothetical. The record is from RefSeq and is a predicted model, not a curated record. The coding region runs from base 1 to 933 and encodes 310 amino acids. Lineage: Eukaryota; Viridiplantae; Chlorophyta; Chlorophyceae; Sphaeropleales; Selenastraceae. The transcript has 2 exons.